Gadus chalcogrammus (walleye pollock) is the source of this 3899-nucleotide messenger RNA. RefSeq names its product zinc finger protein 180-like. The record is from RefSeq and is a predicted model, not a curated record. Gene Ontology annotation, cellular component: nucleus. The coding region runs from base 559 to 2211 and encodes 550 amino acids. Lineage: Eukaryota; Metazoa; Chordata; Actinopteri; Gadiformes; Gadidae. The transcript has 4 exons.
CAAUAACAAAAACUGACGAAUGGCUGACUUAAAAAAAUACAUAUACUAUACCAACAUGUUCAACUUUAGACUCAAAUAUUUAUAUAAAGUUAUAAUAUAAUUUCACAAUGUCUCUAUAUGCCUGCCAUUUUGGGCCAAUGUGUUCAACCAUAGUAGAUCAAUAAAGUUUCAGAGGAAAAAAAGCGCUAGCUUUAUUCCAGAAUAGCAUGUGUACUUUACGUCCAUCCGGCUAGUUUACAUUAAUCUGACGAGUAGUACACUAACGUCGUGAAGACGAAAACCAUCUCCCGACCUUUGCCUUCUACUGGUGGAUGGAUUUGUUCCCUCGGUGAUUAAAUAUUCGUCUAAUGCUAGCUAACGUGCUAACGCUAACGAUGAAAGGGCUCUCCAGUGGUACAUGGCAUUAGUAUGAAUGUAUAUUAUAAGUACUACGCAUAGUCAUACAAAGAGACAUAUAUAGUCAUAUUGCAGUUUUUAAGAACUUCCGGGCAUCAUCAUAUUGGUUUAAACCCAAACAUCUACCACAGUUUAAGGAUUAGGGGGGGAACCAUCUCCAUCAUGUCAGACAUGGACACCCUGAUCGCCGGGUUCCAGACUCAGCUGUCUGAUGUCAUGGAGACCAUCCUGAAGACGGCGAUGUUCGAGGUGACCAGGCUGGUGGAGGACGGGCUGUUCGAGCAGCUGAAGAGCAGGUGUCACGAGGUGGAGUCUCUGAAGGUGCAGCUGCAGCUGACAGAGAGCAGACUGGGCGAUGUGGACUUUAUGAUGAGGACCAGUGAUGAAUGCCAUUUUAACCGUGGAGAUGAUCCUUUUAGUGCAUCCCCAUAUCGGGCUGAAGAUGGGCUUGAAACACUGAAUUCCGGUUCAGGUGUCACAGAAGAGUGUCGAUUGAAACAGGAGAUAAUCUUUAUGGACCAUCAUGUAAAAGGCUGUGGACAGAAAGUUCUGACAAACGCGAGGACGGCACAGGUGUCUGAAAAGCUCCCCAACAGUCUCAACGGUUUGAGUCAUUCACAGGAAUCCAGUGAGAAGUCUGAUGUGGUUGUGAAGGUGGAGAAUGAGGCCCAGCUGCCUUGUUCAGUCGAGCUCCAAGAAGUCCUGGGGGUUUUAAACGACGGUGUAAGUGGAUCUACAUUUCACAGCCUUGAUGAAAUGUCAGAUUUACAAUCUGCACAGACAGCGAGAAGCUCUAAAGAGUCACCAGGGACCGGCAGACAGAACGGGCUCUCUUCUACAAACACCUUCCCUGAGGACGAAGAAGACUUUGUUUUGCCCUUGGACAUGGACUCCGAACAAGGGGGAUUGUCUCUCUUGCAUAACCACAUACUAAAUACUGCCAACGACUCUGACGCAGCCCUUCCAAGCGAUUCCCUAAAACGAAUGGACCAUGAACUGAUGCAGCCCGUUUCGUCUGAGGCAAGACUACAAAUGAGCCAUGCGGGAGAUGUGGUUAUCAAGCAGGAGAUUGUUUUAGAUUCGGACGAGGAAGAGGAGGAGGCGCUGCUGGGCAAACAGGCAACAGACUCGGCCAUCGCGUUCCCCCCGUGUCAGUUGAAGAACCACAAGGUGAGGUUGAACGUUCCCGGCCACAGCUACAUCUCCCAUCGGGCCAAAGUGCAGGAAGCCGCCAAGCGGCAUUUCAAAAUGGGCACGAGUCUCGCGCUGAAGGCCGCCGUCCGACCCUACCGACCGAUCAGGAGGACCCAUCUCACCGUCUCCUCCGGUGCAAUCACGGGCCAUUCUCUCGCCGCGAGCGCCGGCAUCCACCACAAAACCCCGUCCUCGUUCAGGUCGGCUCCGUCUCCACACUCGGCACAGGCGGCCGCCCUCGGCGGCAAACAAUUCACGGCCGACGCCCAAAAUUGCCUGCCCACGGCGGGCGGCAAAGCCCAGUACCAAGCCCCCGGCUCCCAGCACGCCGGCCUGCUCUCGGGCCUCGGCUCGGUCCCUCAGGGCCCCAGGCAUCGCUGCGGCCAGUGCGGCCGGUGCUUCGCCGACUCGAGCAACCUGAGGGCCCAUCUGCAGACGCACACGGGGGAGCGGCCCUUCAGCUGCUCGCUGUGCGGCCGCAGCUUCACCAAGCUGAGCAACCUGAAGGCGCACCGGCGCGUGCACACCGGGGAGAGGCCCUACUGCUGCAUGGCCUGUGGGAAGGGCUUCACGCAGAAGUGCAACCUGAAACGCCACCAGAGGAUCCACCUCAAUGUCUGAUUCCGUCCAGUGACUGGGGGGGGGGGGGGUGAGAGUGUAUGAAAGAGAGAGUGUAAGCGAGGGAGUGAGUGUGAGAGAGAGUGUGAGAGAGCGCAAGAGAGUGUGAGUUUGUGCGAGAGCGAGAGUGUAAGAAAGAGUUUAUGAGUGUGUGAGAGAGAGAGAGUGUGUGAGAGAGAGAGCGAGUGAAUGUUUUGAAUUUUAAAGCAGGCCAAAAUUACAAGGGUAUUACCUUUUUUAUUAUAUUUCUCAUCUGGUGCAGAUCCACUCUCAUAAUUCACUGAUUAAUGCGUGUAAAUGAUUUGUGGAUGUGCAUACAAAUGUCUAUGUUAGGGCUCCAUGGUCUAUUGGAGUACAACUAGUACGUUUCACAAAGUCAUAUGGAAAUGCAGCAUUAAACACUGUAGAGCCAAACCCAUGGGUUUUACACGUUCUCACCGUGGUUUGUUGACUGUGACUGUUCCAACUUUAGAGAUGGGAAGUCUCUUUGGGGGAGACAUGGGUUCAGUAUAAAUUAUGUCUGGAGCAGUUCAAGACCGGUACGAUGUAAAUUAUACAUGUAUAUGCAGGCCACAACCUUUUUUCAUGAUAAACCGCUCAAACCCCUUUUAAAAAAAAACGUGAACAUUUAUUAUGGAGUAAAUAUGUAUUUUUUAUAGAUUUCAUUUCUUAUUAAUUAGGUUUUGAUUUAGCGCAAACUUCUCGUGACAUUUUUAAACUGGGUUGUGGGGCGCUUUAUUUUUUGGUGUCUAAACCCCAAAACUUGUAGUCCUCCGUCCUUUAGCAGUGUUGCUGAAUAACAGGAAAGAGUUUUCAUAUUAAAUAUCACUUCCAGUUAUAAUCUUUUACACCCCUCUAUCAUAGCAGUGCAUGUGAGAGAGUCAAAACUGGUUUGUGUGUGUGAUGAGAAAACUGCUCCUCAAGUUUGAUAAUAUAUUUUCAUGAAAAACAUACAUUUUAUAAUAAAUAAUGUACUAUAUCCUAUGUGCAGGCCCUGCAGGCUCAGGGAUUCUUGUUUGCUACACAUGGGUGGUGUAAUUUUACAUGAUCCAUCGUCCAGAUGCUUCUGUUACUUGUUUCAUGCAUGAAACAAACAAAGACAAUUUGGAAAAAGACCCAUAUUUUGAAGUUACAUCCUUGCCCUCCCUUGCUUACUCUACUAUAAAAGCUGAAGUGUGUAAUGUGUACUCUUGGUAUUAAUAUGCACUUAUCUAUUUGGCCUCUUGGUGGCAGUAUAUCUCCUACGAUGGAUACAACGCUCGGCUUAGAAGCGUUCAAGUACCUACAUUUAUGAUUUAUCAGAGGUUUAUCUCAGAUACUUGGUGGCUAUGACAUUUUACUAUUCCCCUCUGUUGAUGUACUGCUGUUAAUGUGUCGGUAUUUGGCACGUCACUUGUUCCAUUAAAAUAAUGGUGCUGUCAUGUCAUCACAUGGGUGAAACUGAAACACACAGGGAGCUGAAAUGACCAGUAAUACUGGUAUUGGCUAAUGGGUUAUCAGGCCAUUCUACUUUAAAACGUCUCCUCGUUUUUAAAUCAAUUAAUAUGUGAAAAAACAUGUAUAUAUAGGCCUAUAUUUAUGCCUGGUUUGUGCUGCAGAGCAUAAAUCGCAGGAAGGAUCUGCAGAACCCAAAAGUCUGAUCCAACAUGCCCAAGGACUGUGAUGAAUGAAUGCCUUUUUUUUUUUUUUUU